AUGCCAAGCAAGUUGAGGAAAGCAAUUGGAGCUGUGAAAGAUCAAACCAGCAUUAGCCUUGCCAAAGUUUACACCAAUAACACAUCAAGAUCCAAUCUUGAAGUUGUGAUUCUUAAAGCUACAAGACAUGAUGAAGCUCCCAUUGAUGAUCGUUACGUUAAAGAACUUCUCAAUCUUAUAUCUUCAAGCAAAGUGUAUGCAGCUUCUUGUGCACAAGCCAUUGGCAAAAGGAUUGGCAAAACUAGGAAUUGGAUCGUUGCCCUUAAAUCCCUUAUGCUUGUUUUGCGAAUUUUCCAGGAUGGUGAUCCUUAUUUUCCUAGAGAAGUCCUCCAUGCAAUGAAACGGGGUGCUAGGAUUUUAAACCUUUCUACUUUUCGAGAUGACUCCAAUUCAAGCCCUUGGGAUUAUACAGCAUUUGUCAGGACUUUUGCUCUUUAUCUUGACGAGCGUUUAGAUUGUUUUGUAACUGGGAAGCUUCAGAGAAGAUUCACCAACAGAGAGAAGAGAAAUGGCCACCAUGGAAACCGAAGUGGAACUGAUCCCAUUUGUGAAAUGAAGCCUGCGUUUUUGCUUGAUAAGAUCUCUUUUUGGCAAAAAUUGCUUGAUAGAGCUAUGGCCACUAGGCCAACAGGUGCAGCCAAGACAAACAAGUUGGUGCAAAGUUCUUUGUACGCUGUCGUACAAGAGAGUUUCGAUCUCUAUAGAGAUAUUUCUGAUGGGCUUGCUCUUCUUUUGGAUAGUUUCUUUCAUUUACAAUAUCAAUCUUGUGUCAGUGCUUUUGAAUCUUGUGUCAAGGCUUCAAAACAAUUCGAUGAGCUUUGCUCUUUCUAUGAUUUGUGUAAAAGUAUUGGAGUUGGCAGAACUUCUGAGUAUCCAAGUGUUCAGAAGAUAUCAGAAGAGCUUAUAGAAACAUUGCAAGAGUUUCUGAAAGAUCAAGCUUCAUUCCCUACACAUAUUCGAUCAACUUCUCCUAAUUUGCUUCUUCCUGCACCACCAGCCAAGGAACCAUCUUCAAGCUCUGAGAGAUCUGAAGCUUGUGAUCAAUAUUAUUCUGAGAGAGAUUUUGAUUUUGGGUCGCAGUGCAACUCAAUGGAGGAUCUUACGGGAACUAGCCCAUGCCCCUCCAUGGAUCAGACUGAAGAUCUCAACAGUGGGACUGAUUCUGAAUCAAUUCAAUCACUGCCCACAGGAAGCGCUGAUAAUAGCUGCUUAGAUUUGGUUUCGUUGGGGGACUGGCCAGCUUCAGAAGAUCAAAAGCAAGAACAAGAACAACAAACUUGUUGGGAAAUUGUUUUAGCAGAGACAGCAAGCCAACCAAAAGCAAAUUCAAGCCCUGCACAGUUGUUCUUCGAUCAAGAUUCGACAGAUUUAGCUAAUGGAUUUGAGAGUCUAUUUGGGAAUAAUUUAUCAGGUCAAACUUCACAGCCAGAAUCUGCAAUUCUCAAUAAUUUCUUCGAUCUAGCUUCAGUGCCAGAGAACCAUUACAAUCCAUUUCUACAAGAUAUUAUUGAGUUUCCAGCAAUUCCGACAACCCCUAAUAAAGACCAACUAGUGUUCCCAAUCGACGAUGUGUUUCCGGCAGCUUCUCCAACAUUUACGGCAAAUCCAACGUUUAGUGCAACAAAUCCUGAUGGGGCACUGCCAUUUGCCAACGAAGAUGACCCAUUUGGGCCUUACCCUACGACAAUGGCUGAUACACAUGAAUCUAAAGGUUGCAUGGAUCAGCAGAUGCUGUUGCAUGAGCAGCAACUGUGGCUUCAGCACCAGGACAAGAUCAUAGCCAGGAACAUGGCUUAA
Manihot esculenta (cassava) is the source of this 1797-nucleotide messenger RNA. RefSeq names its product clathrin coat assembly protein AP180. Lineage: Eukaryota; Viridiplantae; Streptophyta; Magnoliopsida; Malpighiales; Euphorbiaceae. Gene Ontology annotation, biological process: vesicle budding from membrane; clathrin-dependent endocytosis; clathrin coat assembly. The transcript has a single exon. Gene Ontology annotation, cellular component: clathrin-coated pit; clathrin-coated vesicle. The coding region runs from base 1 to 1797 and encodes 598 amino acids. Gene Ontology annotation, molecular function: 1-phosphatidylinositol binding; SNARE binding; clathrin heavy chain binding. The record is from RefSeq and is a predicted model, not a curated record.